AUUAAUACGGAGCACGUAAUUUUUAUAUUUUAUUUCCUGUAUUAUAGAGUUGGCAGAUGCGAGAGAGAGACUUGAUUGACCCUUCACUUUCCCGCAAUCGUCACAACCAUUCUCUCUCUCCUAUCAUCAUCGGCUGCUCAUCCUCGUUGUUUCUCCCUCCUGCGACGUUCGAUUUUCUCUCAGAUGGAUGAGCAGUUGAAUGAUAAAGAAUCCUUGCUUGCUCGCAUCCAACAAGUAGAGCACGAGCGUGAUGAGUUACGUAAAGACAUUGAACAAAUGUGUAUUCAGCAAGCUGGACCUAGCUACCUCGCUGUGGCUACUCGAAUGCACUUUCAGAGGACAGCUGGCUUGGAGCAGGAGAUUGAGAACUUGAAAAAGAAGCUAGCUACUUGCAUUAGAGCAAGAUCAGAUCUUCAAGAGGAGCUUUCGGAAGCGUACCAUGUCAAAAGCCAGUUGGCUGAUUUACAUGCUGCAGAGGUCUCAAAGAAUAUGGAAGCGGAGAAGCAGGUUAAAUUUUUCCACGGCUGUGUUGCUGCUGCGUUUGCUGAACGAGAUCAUUCAAUAAUGGAGGCCGAGAAAGCUAAGGAGAAAGAGGAAGCCAUGUCGCUGGAAUUGAACAAUUUCCGGAGGAGGAUGGAAGAGCUUACCUCUGAUUUUCUUGAAGAAAAGAAACUCACUGCUGCGCUGCAGAUUGAUCUAGAGGAGAAGAACAAGCAAAAUGAGACAUCUAAAAAGGUUAUUGAUAGAUUUUACGAGAUCAGACAGCAAUGCCUGAAUGGAUUUUGUGAGGAUGGAAGAUGGGAAGAUAAAUGUGAGUGCCUUCUGCAAGAUUCUCCAGAAAUGUGGGACUUCAAUGAUCGAGGGGAAACUUCCACUUCCAAAUACAUUAGUGCUCUGGAAGGAGAAGUGGAGACAUUGAAACGAUCAAUGGCUAAUCUUCGAAACAAGCUAAGUGUGGGAUUGGAAAUCGAGAAUCAUUUAAAGAAGAGAGUACGUGACUUGGAAAAGAAGCAAACUCUUUCAGAAGGAUUGAUCAAGAAGCAGAUAGCAGGGUUGCUUCAUUACCAUUCGGAGCACAAGGCCCACAUCAUGAAUAUACUAGAUGAGGGAUAUACCCAACUCAAAUCAACUGUCGAUGUGUUGGAAGAAACGAUAAGCCAACUCAACACAAGCAGUAAACAAAGUUGGACAUCUCCUCAGAGUGAUGUAGUACUUGAUGAAAAUGGUUGUCGAGAUGUGCAUGUAAAUACAGUUGAUGGUCCUGACUCUAUCAACAAGGGGAAUGAUCCUGAAUUACGAAAAUCUUUGGCUAUUGCUUGUGGUCGUGAUGCCUCUGGAGCCUUUGCGCAGGCAUUACACGAGAAGGUUGCAGCUUUGUUGCUUCUGUCACAGCAGGAAGAAAGACAUUUACUGGAGAGAAAUGUAAAUGCAUCUCUUCAGAAAAAGGUGGAGGAGCUUCAGAGAAACUUACUACAAGUGACGAAUGAAAAGGUUAAAGCUCUUAUGGAGUUGGCACAAUUGAAGCGGAAAUAUCAACGUUUACAAGAGAAAAUUAAUCUUGAGAUGAAACAAGGAAAAGUUUUAGCUGAAGUUGGUGAGAACAGAAUUCAGGAAAGAGUUGGAAACUUGAAAAACUUGCUGAAGAGAACCUAUUUAAAACGCUGGGUUGGCACGUUCAAUUCUCCUGGAAAUGAAGCUGAAGCUAACUUGAAUUAUGAAGGGAAUCUUGGCGAUAAGGGGUCUAAAUACAGAAUGGAUGUUGCUAGGAUGAAGAUUGAAAAUGCAACCCUGAAGGAGAGCUUGGAAAGUAUGGAGCAUCUGACAUCUGCUAUUUGUAGGCUUCGUCUCUCACUCUUGAAGGUUAAAGAAUCAGCUACAUUUGAAGAUUCACUUAGUGGCGCAUCAGAAACUCUUAACAGUAUAGUUACCGAGGCAAAACUCGUUAAGACUGCCCUUGGCAGCUCCCUUCCGGUGAGUUGGUCAGCUGGGGCAGACGCCAGACCAUUUGAUCAAAGUUAUGACCAGGAGACAACUGUUGACGGUAAUGGGGAUUCUAGUAGUGAGAAGGUGGAUUUUGUUUCUGCAGCGGGAUUCGAGAUGGUGGAAACCCUAAUUCUUGCAGCUGAGAUAUUGGAGGACCACAUAUUUAUGAGAGGUUCCAGAGAUGGAAGUUGAUUGGGAGCAAUCUGCUUGGUCAUGAUUACAAUCGAAGAUGUUCACUUCAGGCUAUCCUCGACUUUCCAUGUUCAUUUUCUUGAAGGUAAGUUGGUGAAAAAUUAUUACAGUAGUUUGGAUCUAGUCUCUGUUCAUAAUUAUUCUUUAGAUGGUGAUCGGCUGAAGUGGAUGUUGUAUAUCUAUGUCAUGUGAAAAUGUAGGUGCUGCUUAUAGUGUACAGUGCUAAUGCGAUUGGUAAAUAUCAAAGUGGAUUCAUUGCUGAUUGAAGUACUGCAGUACUGCAGUUGUAUC
This is a messenger RNA of Rhododendron vialii, 2466 nucleotides long. RefSeq lists its product as uncharacterized. The record is from RefSeq and is a predicted model, not a curated record. NCBI's taxonomy places the organism in Eukaryota, Viridiplantae, Streptophyta, Magnoliopsida, Ericales, Ericaceae. The transcript is spliced from 18 exons. The coding region runs from base 184 to 2175 and encodes 663 amino acids.